Musca domestica (house fly) is the source of this 3199-nucleotide messenger RNA. Its product is annotated as ethanolamine kinase. Gene Ontology annotation, cellular component: cytoplasm. The record is from RefSeq and is a predicted model, not a curated record. Gene Ontology annotation, molecular function: ethanolamine kinase activity. Lineage: Eukaryota; Metazoa; Arthropoda; Insecta; Diptera; Muscidae. Gene Ontology annotation, biological process: phosphatidylethanolamine biosynthetic process. The transcript is spliced from 4 exons. Bases 829 to 2208 code for a protein of 459 amino acids.
AGAAUUUAUUUUAACGUGUGUGCUUAUUAAACCGAAGUUUUUUGUUCUGCGAACAAAAUAAAAAUAAAUAUAAAUAAAUACAUUUUGUGCUGCCUCAAAUUUGUGUAAUUGCAAAAGAAACAAAUUGCUUAAGAUAAAACAAAAUCAUUGUUUCGACAUAUGAAUCAUAUUUAUCCCUAAAGAAAGUAGAUUCCUUUGAGGGUUGAUGAGUGGGUCACCGUUCUUUUUUAUAACCCUAGAAGCUCUGAGAGUCACUCCUAAUUUGUAAAAAAGGUCUAUAUUUAUAUAUUUGUUUCCUGAUAAGCGCGUUUUACAUGAAAUAACAAUUCAGUUUGAAACUUUAUAAAAAUCGACGUAUUUCCAAGUGCAACAUAAACCUCCGAAAUAAAAACAAAAAACAAGGCUAUUUAUUUUGCCUACCAUUCUUUCUGAAACAUUACGUGGAAAAUCGAUAAAAAUAGAUUUGAUAAAAGAAUUUGAUAAUUUGUCGUGCAUUAUUUUUCGUUGUGUGUGCCGUAAUAUAUAGACGGGAAGAAGGAAACAACAAGUCUGCGCAAAAAACUGUGCGUCUGUUUGUUUAUAUAUGUAAAAAACUGAACUUGGUCUGGUUUGUGACGAAAUUCUUUGAUAGUAAAAAAUAAUCAAUACACAUAUUUGCGCCUCCGGCUUAGAGGAAAAGGAAAUAAACGUUAUAAUUUCCUUUUUUAUAGCAAAACAAAAAAAAAUUCGAUAAAUAGCAGAGCAAAACAAAAACUCAUAAUAAAAAUUAAUUUAGUUGGUGCCAAAGAAGAACUUUUAUUUGGAUAUAUCAUUUGUUCUAUAUAGACUAUGGGCACAGAAACCAAGUUAAAUUGCUAUACAGAGAACACUACAUCUGCUGGUAUCGUACGUGUUCCAACAAAAGUUGCCACAGAUAAAACAUGCUCAAACAAUAAGACAUCGACAUCCUUUUCAAAUGUACCAUUUGUUCCAAUACACAUUGAUGAAAAUGACGUUAUCGAAGGUGCUAAACAAAUUAUAACAUCGAUUCGACCAUCAUGGAACCUGAGUUUUGUUCAGUUUAAGAAAUUCACCGAUGGGAUCACAAAUAAACUUGUUGGCUGUUUUUAUAAUCCACCAGAAGAUCAUAAUGUUGCUUCCCUCGCCAAUGGAGUUAAUGGUAUACACAUAUGUUCCGAAGAGUUAACUGCACAGAAUAUUGACAGUCCUGUCGAUGAAAACAACGACUCCGGAAAUCUCAGCGAUGCCGAAGCCGAUGCCGACACUGAUGCGGAGUCACAAAACUAUUCAAACACAAAUACAAGCAACCAAAAACAGAAAGACGUGAUACUUGUCCGCAUUUAUGGCAAUAAAACAGACCUGCUUAUAGAUCGCAAAGCUGAAACCAGGAAUAUUAUCUUGUUGCAUUCGUAUGGAUUUGCACCCACACUAUAUGCCACAUUUAAGAAUGGAUUGGUAUAUGAUUUUGUACCUGGCGUUACUCUCAAUACAGAGAGUGUUUUACUUCCCGAGAUAUGGUCGUUAGUGGCUCAACGCAUGGCAAAUAUGCACAGGGUUGUCAAGCCCGAUUGGAAUCGGAAUGAAAAACCCGUGCCAAUGCUGUGGAAAAAGACACAAAGUUUCUUUGACCUAGUACCUGAACGUUUCAGUGAUGCCGAAAAACAAAAUAGACUUGAGGGCGUAUUUUUACCUAUUAAACGCAUGCGCGAUGAAUUUGCCGAAUUGUAUAAGCAUUUGGAACGUUUGGACUCGCCGCUAGUAUUUGCACAUAACGAUUUAUUGCUGGGCAAUGUUGUUUAUACCGAAUCUCGUAAAACCGUCACAUUCAUUGACUACGAAUAUGCUGACUACAAUUUCCAGGCUUUUGACAUUGGCAAUCACUUUGCCGAGUUUGCUGGUGUUGAUACAGUGGAUUACACGCGUUAUCCCAGUCGAGACUUCCAAUUGAAAUGGCUCAGAGUUUACUUGCAAGCGUAUUUGCAAAAGAGCGAUGUGACUGAUGCUGAAGUGGAACGUCUGUAUGUACAGGUAAAUCAAUUUGCAUUGGCAGCACACUUCUUCUGGACAAUAUGGUGUCUCAUACAAGCCGAACAUUCCACACUCGAUUUUGAUUACGUUGAUUAUGCUUUCCUACGCUACAAUGAGUACUUGGCCCGGAAGGAUGAGUUCAUGUCCCUGGAUGAACGCUUACCAAAGUGCAAAAUAUAGAUGACGAAUGGCGGUUCGAAACUUUGUUAGGUUUCCCGCGUUAACUUGUUGGAACUUUUCAACAACAUACCCCGCCUAGCUACACAGAAAGGCGGCAUUUUUACAAAUACUACCUACCCCUUCCUUAUUGUAAACCAAAACUUACACAAAAUACAACAAACAUCAGCAUUCCGCCAGCAUUACUAAUUUUUCUAUUGAACGUUCGUUGUGUGUACUUUUUAAUAUUUUACGUUCUGAUUUAGUGUGAUGGAGAUUCUUCAGCCUAGUGUAACACAAAAAUGUUUAAACCGGGAAAACAAAAUUCUGUACUUCUAAUUUAUUGUUAAUGUGAAUAUUAUUUUGCCUCGGGCUGUGUAUGAUUAUUUUUUAAUCAAAUCGUAUUGACAUCAUUAACUGUACACCAAAUGAAAUGAUUAAUUGUACAGAGUCAAUCAAUCUUGUGAUUUAGUUUGUUGUAUUUAGUUAUAUAUGUUUUUUUAUUUUUAAUAAGAUAGGUACCAUUGUUUUCAACUAUGUCGUAUCAUCCAUGUUGGUGAUGAAUGUUUCGCUCAGAACAGACAACAAUCGGUUUUUGAUUUUUGAAUUUAUUGUUUUUAUUUCCUUCUGCGUCUGCCUAGUAACUUACUUUUUACCCAAAUGUGAUGAGCUAUUUCUUUUUUUAUACAAUUGAUUAAAUACCAUCUUGUCCAUUGUACCUUUGAGUUGUGUUUGUAGAGUAAGUCAGUCGCCAGAGAAUUAUAGAAUUUAUGGUACUAUUAUUCUCCUUAUGUAUGUACGUAUGUCUACUUCUAAGAUUUCCUUCAGCAAUUUUGUGCAGCAACAAAUAAUAAUAACAAUAAUAAUUAGGCAAACAAACAAACGAUGUUAUAAUUGUAAAGUUUUUUAUCGUUCUCAAAUUUAUCAUAUACAUUUACAAUACGACACAUAUAUUUGUUUUGUUUACUCUAUAUUUAUACAUAUAUUAAAUAAAUAAAAUGAAAAGGUAUCAUGA